AUAAUUCAUAAAUUUUGUUUUCCAAAGUGACAUUAGGAUAGUGAAAGCUUUCUGUAACGGGAAUUCAGACUCUGCUAGGCUCACGCAAGUUACGAAAGGAUGUCCACAGAUCCUGAGACGGUCAGAAAGGCUCUGCAAAAGGAGGCGGAGGCUUACCGUGGUCAUCAAGGAGAACUCUCUAAACUAGCAACAACUAAGCGUGAUCUAACAGCUCGCCAUCAGGAGACUGAGACAGUACUGGAGGAGCUCAAGCUGCUGGACGAAGACGCCAACGUCUUUAAGGCUGUUGGGCCUGUGUUGGUCAAGCAGGACCUGCUGGAGGCCCGUACGAAUGUAACCAACCGCCUGGAGUUCAUCAAAAAGGAUAUCGAGCGGCUAGACAACCAAAUCAAGAGCGUGGAGAGCAAGAUGUUGGACCGUGAGAAGGAGGUUAUUUACCAUCUCAACAAUAAGAAUGAGGACAACGAACUUGACCUCGUGGAGCUUGCGGAGCAGUAUGAAACGGAGAUAGAACAGAUACUUAAAGAUACUGCAGACAAGAUAAACCAUUUCAAAGCACAACUUGACGCUGCAAACGAUGCAGCACGCAUUGCGGAGCUUACAAAGCAAAUUGAGGCGAAAUAUGAUGAUGAGAGAAGGCGCUGCAUCACAGAAAUUGAGUCCAUCCGCAAGAGGGCCGCGGAGAAAGAGGCUGCUAUCCAGAAGGCGGCCACGAAGCAGAUUGAGGGUUUACAGACCCAAGUGGACGAGCUGCAGCGGCAGCUGCAGGCUCGCAUCAAGGAGGUCAACAACAUGUCGCUGAAUGCAAAUGCUAGCAACCAGGAGCUGCAGGCGGCGCUGGCUCGUGCCCGGCAGGAGACCGAGGAUGCGAUUCAGACGCACAACAAAAAGUACAACGACAUGCUGGCGGAGCGCAUGCGCAAGGAGGACGAUCUGAGCGAGCAGCUGGAGGGGCUGCGGCGGCAGCUGGAUGCCGCGAACCGCAGCCGGGAGCAACUGGAGGCCGCCAGUGGGGAGGCCCGGACGCGCUGGGACCAGGAGCGGGCGGCGAUGACGGAGGAACGGAAGGCCAGCGAUGCCAGUUGGAAGGGCAAGGUGGAGGCACUGGUGGAGGAGGUGCAGAGGGAAAAGGCCGCGGGCAAGGAAGCCGCCAAGCGCGCGGCCGAUGCGGCCGCAGCGGCUGAUGCAGCCGCUACCCAGCGGAUCAAGCAACUGGAGGGCUCGUUGGGGGGAGUGGAGGCGCAGCUGCAGGGCAAAGCGGAGGAAGCGGCCAGGCAAGUCCAAUGGCACUGGCUGCAGGAGGAGCUGGCGGGGCUGCGGUCCAGCAGCGCCGCAAAGAUCUCCUCCCUGGAGGAGCAGCUGGCGGCGUUGAAGGCACAGCUAGAUGCGGUGUCGGUGGGCGCGGCGGGUGACAAGGAGGCUCUGACGGCGGCAGCCGCGGCGGCGCAGGCGGAGCAGCAGCGGCUGACGGCAGCCCUGAAUAAGACGGAGGGCGAGCUGGCGGAGGCGAAGAGCCAACUCAAGGCGGCCUCGCUCUUCUGCAUUACGGGCGAGCUAACGGCAUUAUGCGAACGGCGGUGCGUUGUGCGACACCCCCAGCUCUGUUUCCAAUAUCGUCCUCGAUCUGCCAAAGUUGUCGGCAACCGCUCUCAUGGGCAGGCUGAGGUGGGCAGCCUGACGCAGCAGCUGACCAAGACGCGACUGGAUGGGGACGCGGUGUCAGGGCAGCUCCGAAACCGUGUGGUUGCACUGGAGGAGGACCUCAAAAGGGCCAUCGCAAUGGGGCAGAGCGAUGCCCAGGACGCCAUGGCGAAGACACGAGAGCAGUACGAGAAGAAGCUGGCAGAGGCGGCGGAGGCGGCUAAGAAGGCGCUGGAGGUGGCACAGCAGGAACGGGACCAAGCGCUGGAGCAGGCCCGCAAGGACGCAGCGCUGCGGCUUGCAGGCGCGGAGGGGUCAGCCAAAGGCCAGCUUGACGAGCUGCGCAAAAAGUUGGAACAGGAGCGUGCUGCCGAGGUCUCCUCCCUGGAAUCCGCCCACGCCAAGGCCCUGGCCGAGGCGAAGGCGGCUCGGGAGGACCUGCAGCGGCGGCUGACGGCAGCGGAGGGACUGGCGGCGGAAGAGCGGAGGGCCAAGGAAGCCCUGGCGGCGGAGCUGGCGGAGCUGCGGCAGAAGCUAGAUGCCACUGGCAAGGACGCCAGCGCAGCCAAGGACCAAUUGGAGUCGCAGCUGCGCAGCCUUACCAGCAGCGAGGCCAAGCUCAAGGACGAGCUGGGCAAGGCCAAGACGGCGCUGGCGACGGCGGAGGCGCAAGCGGCAGACCGCCUCAAGCAGCUCACAGCACUGAAGGCCGAGCUGGAGGCGUCCACCAAAAAGGCGGAGGACGACCGCCGUUCGGCCUCCUCGUUGCUGUCCUCGGAGGUGAGCCGCCUGCGCGCCGAGACCGACUCGCAGCUGCGGCAGACCCGCAUGGAGGCGGAGGCGCGGCUGGCGGCGGAGUUGUCGGCGCUGCGUGCGCAGCUCUCCGCGGCGGGCGGUGCGGCGGAGGCGGCGUUGCGGGCGCAGAUGGACGACCAGCGGCGUAAGCUGGAGGCGGACAUGGAUGCGCAACGGAAGCGGGCCGAGGCUGAGGCGGAGACGGUGAAGGCGGCGCAUGCCAAGGAGUUAGAGGAGCUCCGGAAAAAGCACGAAUCGGAAUUGGAGAAGCUGCGCCUUUCUAAAGCAGACGCGCUGGCGGCAGCGAACGCUGCCGCCGCUGCAAGCCAGGCGGUGAAGGAGGAGGGCCUGCGCGCGGAGAUGGCGGCGGCUGUAGCGGCGGCGGAGGCGCGGGAACGUGACGCGGCAGAGGCGCUGCGAAGGGAGCUGGUCUCGGAGCGGGAGCGAGCCCUGGCGGAGGCGGAGGCGAGGCACAAGGAUGUGCUGGAGCGCGCGGCGGCGGCGGCGGCGGCGGCGAGGGAGCGAUUGGAGGUGCAUCACGCGAGCGUGGAGAAGGCCUUGGGAGAGCAACGGGCACAAGAUCUCGAAGCAGCGGCCAAGGCGCAACAGGCUGCCCUGGAGGCCGCCGCCAAGCGCCAGGAAGAGGCCCUCUCCACUGCUCGUACCGCCCACGCCGCCGAGCUAGCGGCGCUGCGUGGCCAGCUGGAUCGCGCCGACCGCGCAACAGCGGAGGCGACCAGGCGCGCUGCCUCCAUCGAGACAGAGCGCGCCGCGCUGGCGGACAAGGUCGACCAGCUGACGGCCGCCCUCGCCAACAAGGCCGCUGAGAUGACGGACACGGUGUUCAAGCUCAAACAGGACGCAGCGGCGGAGCGGGACGCGUUGCUGCGCUCGUACAAGGCCGAUAAAGAGGCCCUGAUUGCGGAGAGCGACCAGCUGGCGUCGCAGCUGCGGCAGCAGCUGGCGGCGGCUGAGGCCGACGCCACUGAGCGGCUAGCCGCGGCGGAGGCGGCGUACAGCGAGCUGCGGCUGCGGUUCGACGCGCGCGAGUCUCGGGAGGAAGACGUACGGCGGAUUUCGGAGCUUGAGGGCGCGGUGCGUAAGUUGGAGGAUCUGGUGCGGAGCAGCGAGGAGCGCAUGGCGCAGCUACGGGCGGAGUUGUUGUUGCGGGAGGAGAACUACAACAAGCACUUCAAGAACGGCGGCGCGGGUGAGAAGGUGCUCAACGUGGACUCUGCACUGCAUGCCAAAAGCGACGUGGUGGAUUGGAUGCUGGGCAACAAGAACAAGGGCGGCAGGACGUCGGGGCGAGAUGGAGGCAGUGGGAGAAAAUAA
Volvox carteri f. nagariensis is the source of this 3771-nucleotide messenger RNA. RefSeq lists its product as uncharacterized. Gene Ontology annotation, cellular component: prefoldin complex. The transcript is spliced from 17 exons. The record is from RefSeq and is a predicted model, not a curated record. Gene Ontology annotation, biological process: protein folding. NCBI's taxonomy places the organism in Eukaryota, Viridiplantae, Chlorophyta, Chlorophyceae, Chlamydomonadales, Volvocaceae. The coding region runs from base 100 to 3771 and encodes 1223 amino acids.